Molecule: messenger RNA, 862 nt
Organism: Pocillopora meandrina
Lineage: Eukaryota; Metazoa; Cnidaria; Anthozoa; Scleractinia; Pocilloporidae
Source: the annotation of a GenBank genome assembly
UUCAAGUUUAGCGUUUCCUUAAACGUCUCUGAAAACAAGCAUCCAUUCAAGAUGCUCUGUUUCAAUAGCUUUGGUGAAGUGUACUCUCAUUUUCUCUUGGUUUUACAAGCAGUUGCACUAAUAGUGGAAGUACGCCUUCAACGAGUUGUCCCAUCGUUUCACUCAACUCAGCUCUUGCAAGCUCCAAAAGGACAUUACGUGGAACUGAAUUUCACCUUGAAGACUUCAUAUCCAACACCAUGCAUUAAUGACAUGUACCUUGAGGUUCGCGAUGGACAUAACGAGUCUUCCAAUCUUCUUGGUGUAUUUUGUGGGAGUAAUAUUUCUGGUAUUGUGCGAUCCAGUGGACAGAACUUGUGGUUGAGAAAAUCAGAUAAAUUCAAUCACGAGUGGUUGCAUAACAAUUUCAGCGGUUCAUACAGUAACAAAACAGCUAAUACAACAGGCAAGCAUUGACUAACUGAAUUUUUAAUAAGCCACUGAAAUACAGUGCAUAUUUUGAGAGUUUUACACUUCUGAUGAAAUGAAAAUGGCCAUAGCUAAUGCUUCUUGUACUCAACUGCUUUUGUAAUUGCUAAGAAUUCUUUUUUUUUUUUUUCCAGUCAAACCCAACCUUGAUAAAGUAGUCGAGACUCAGCUCGUUCUUUUCAAUCAUUCCUCAUCUCUGUGGUGUCCAGCACAGGGUGCACCGGCACCAGUCAUUGUUUGGAGAAAGAACGGCAUUCUGGUACAGAACAGUACAAGUGUACUAUAUCAGCUGAAUAUUACUGGAGAAAAAAAUGGCAAUUACAGCUGUGAGGUGAACACGCAGGAUGGUUUUGACAAGAAACGAAUCCAUCUUGUCAUCGAGAGUGAGUUUUAG